AUGCAUGUGGAGGUUAAGAAGGACAUCUUUGGUACUGGUCAACUGGUGAAUCCUUUAUUUCUCACUUUAGGAGGCUGUGCAGCUAUAGGGGAGAAUCCAAAAACUGAAGUUCUUAUAUUUGAGUAUGAGCUCCAGACAUGUGACAGCACUCUGAUGAUGACUGGUAAUGAGCUUGUGUAUACAGUCAACCUCCUCUAUACUCCUGCGGCUGUAGUAGGAACUCCCAUUGUAAGGGCUGAUGUAGCAGCUGUUGGAAUUGAGUGCCACUAUUCAAGGUUGUAUAAUGUAAGCAGCAAUAUCUUGUUGCCCGCUUGGGUUCUUUUUGCUGCAACUAAAGUUGCAGAGGAAGUUCUGGUGUUCUCCUUGAGGCUCAUGACUGAUGACUGGAUGUUUGAGAGGCCAUCCAAUCAGUACUUCCUAGGGCAGUUCCUGAAGCUUGAAGCUUCUGUGAAACAGUACAACCAUGUUCCUCUGCGAAUCUUUGUGGAUGGUUGUGUGGCUACUGCGGCCCCUGAUGUGAACACCAUCUCUCUAAGAUAUUCCUUUAUUGAGAACCAUGGGUGCCUGGUAGAUGCAAAGCUUACAGGCUCCACUUCCAGUUUCAUGCGUCGUAUUCAGAGUGACAAGCUGCAGUUUCAGUUGGAGGCUUUCAGAUUCCAGCAAGAUGAUAGUGGCUUGGUAUUGUAAUUUUGGCUGUAGUUCUGUGGAUGGACUUCUGUAGACGACAAUGACCAGGUGUGCAUGUGCUGUGACUCCACGUGUGGUCUCGGCAGAAAUGGACAAGCACU
This is a messenger RNA of Sinocyclocheilus grahami, 788 nucleotides long. Its product is annotated as zona pellucida sperm-binding protein 3-like. The record is from RefSeq and is a predicted model, not a curated record. Gene Ontology annotation, molecular function: acrosin binding. The coding region runs from base 1 to 687 and encodes 228 amino acids. Gene Ontology annotation, biological process: binding of sperm to zona pellucida; positive regulation of acrosome reaction; egg coat formation. Gene Ontology annotation, cellular component: extracellular matrix. The transcript is spliced from 6 exons. Lineage: Eukaryota; Metazoa; Chordata; Actinopteri; Cypriniformes; Cyprinidae.